This is a messenger RNA of Dendrobium catenatum, 1572 nucleotides long. RefSeq names its product amino acid permease 8. Bases 73 to 1464 code for a protein of 463 amino acids. The record is from RefSeq and is a predicted model, not a curated record. Gene Ontology annotation, cellular component: plasma membrane. Lineage: Eukaryota; Viridiplantae; Streptophyta; Magnoliopsida; Asparagales; Orchidaceae. The transcript is spliced from 5 exons.
UCUGCAACGCAUUCUUUCCUUUUUUUUUCUUCUUUUAAAUAGUCUCUCUCUUCUGUUACUGUCUUAGAGAAUAUGGAGAGGGGAAGAACUGGAAAGGAUGUUGAAGAAGGUGAACAUGAAAGAAAAGGCACGGUAUGGUCAGCAUCAGCCCACAUUGUAGCUGCGGUGAUUGGGUCAGGCGUGCUAGCGCUGGCAUGGAGCAUGGCUCAAUUGGGUUGGGUUCUUGGCCCGUUGGUCAUCCUUGGGUUUGCCAUCAUCACCUACUACACCUCUACCCUUCUUGCUGACUGCUAUCGUCAUCCUGACCCAAUCACCGGGACAAUCAAUCGAGUCUACAUCGAUGCAGUCCGAGCCUAUCUCGGUCCAAGAGAGGUCUUCUUAUGUGGAUGUGCUCAAUAUAUAAAUCUUUGGGGCACUCUUGUAGGUUAUACCAUCACUGCUGCCAUUAGCAUGAUGGCGGUCCAGCGAUCGAAUUGCUUCCACCGCAACGGGCAUGAAUGGAAGUGUGAGUCUUCAGGAAACCUAUUCAUGAUGUUAUUCGGGGUGGUGCAAAUUGUCUUAUCACAAUUCCCCAGUCUAGAGAACAUCACAUGGUUGUCAGUAGUGGCCGUGGCGACAUCUUUUGCAUAUUCCUUCAUCGGACUCGGGUUAUCGACAGGCAAACUAAUCUCCCACGGUGGGUUCAAAGGUACUUUAUCUGGCGUCGCAGGGUCUUCGCACAAAAUCAAGACAUGGAAUGCUUUUCUAUCACUAGGAAAUGUGGCCUUUGCUUAUACUUUUGCUGAUGUCUUGAUUGAGAUUCAAGAUACAUUGAAGUCACCACCUCCUGAGAGGAAGACAAUGAAGAGGGCAACUUUUAUAGGAAUUGGGCUCACAACAAUCUUCUACCUAUCAUUGGGUUGCACUGGCUAUGGAGCUUUUGGGAACAAUGCCCCUGGCAAUAUUCUCACUGGGUUUGGAUUUUUUGAGCCAUUUUGGUUGGUAGACAUUGCCAAUAUUUGCAUUGUUGUCCAUCUUUUAGGAGCAUAUCAAGUAUAUGCUCAACCAAUCUUUGGCCGUUUUGAAAGCACAAUUUCAAAACGUUGGCCAGAAGCAAAAUUUCUGCAUCAAACUUACUCAGUAAGGGUACCUUUCAGCGCAUCAAGCCCUCUAAGUUUCACCCUCUCCAAGCUAGUUCUUCGCUCAUGUCUCAUACUCUUGACAACACUGGUGGCAAUGCUUGUUCCCUUCUUCAACGCGGUUCUUGGCCUCCUUGGCGCUCUCGGCUUUUGGCCUCUUAGCGUAUACUUCCCUGUCAAUAUGCACAUUGCACAAAAAAACAUCAAGAGAGGAAACCCUAAAUGGAUUCUUCUCCAAGGUCUCAGCUUGUUCUGCCUCUUGAUUUCCAUAGCUGCAAGCAUUGGCUCUAUGGCUGAUAUCAUUAGCAGCCUCAAGUUGGCUACUCCUUUCAAGCUGAAUUACUAAGAUCAAAGUUUCUCUCCUAUACAAAGAUUAGUAGUUGAGGAGAAGAUCAUAUUGUUAUGUGUUUACUUUCUAAGUAUUAUAAUGAAUUAUUGGAUUUGAUGUUUUGGA